ACUUCCAUAAUUUCAAUUUGCGCCGCACUUAUUUUCAAAGUAAAAAGACUCCCUAAUUUUCCAACAUCUUCCCUCAAAUUUCUCCUUCCCGUGACACCCCAAUUGCAAUUUCCCUGUUCCCUAUCGUUUAUAUAUGUCAUCUUCAUUUUCUCAUUUCUUCAAUCUCAAACCCAUAUACACAUAUAUAUAAAUUAACCAGUACAAAAAAAUGGGUAAUUGCUCUCUAAAAAGCUCAACAUCAUCAUGUAAUAGAACACGCACCUCUAUUCAAAUCAUGACGGAUUCGGGUCGAGUUAUCGAGAUCAAAGGCCCUAAGCUAGCACAAGAAGUUCUCGAUGAUUUCCCGGGUUAUGGAAUUUACCAGAAGGGUCACCUCUCAUUGCCAUUAUUUGAAGAUGAGCUUCUUAUGAAUGGUCAAGUUUACUAUCUAAUGCCAUUUGGGGUUUCUAGCAGUAAGAGUUUGAGUUUCGGCACACCGGUAUCGGCUAAUGGGUCAUUGAGCUUUAGGAAGGAUCAAAGCUCUGUUUUUGAGGUUUUACCGUCUAGGGGAAAUGGUGUUUGGAGGGUGAAAAUGGCGAUUGAUGGUAAAGAAUUGGAGGAAAUGUUAUCUGAAAAUGCUGAGGCUUUAAUUCAGAUGAUGAGAUCGGCUGCAAAGUCAUCGGAGAAAUCGCCCGAAAGGAGUUUUAGGUGGAGAUCAAUGGCUUUGAUUACUAGUGGUUUCAAAAGUCCGGUAACUCCUGGGAGACUAACUGCUUGUUAAUGCUCUGUUUUUAAUCUAUUAGUGGUCACUAUGUUAUUCCUGGGACUCCAAUCAUUAGCUUAACCUUUUAGUUGCGUUGCUCUUUCAGUAUGGUAUCGGAGCCAGCAUGACAUAAAGGUCAAGGGUUCAAAUCUCAUCUACCUUCUUCUUACGCUCUCGCGUAAAGGGGUGUGAUAGAGUUUUAUAAUAUUCUUGGAACUCCAACCAUUAGUUUAAGGUUUUGGUUGAGUGGGUCCCUUGACAUGUUUAUUUUCCUAGAACUCCAACCAUUAGCUUAAGUUUUUGGUUGAGAUGGUCCUUUCACAUGUUUAUUUUGUGGUGUAACUUGUAAAAUUUUGUGGUGUAAUUUGUAGUAGUAUCUUGCAUGAGGGUGUAUUCUUGUAUCUUGUAUGUAAAUUAUGAUGAUUUACAGAUUAGAUGCAUGCUAUUUGUACCCCAAAUUUGUCUUAAGAAUACAAGUAUUUCAUAACUUCAUGUGAUUGAUUGUUGCCUAACUUAGCUUA
This is a messenger RNA of Beta vulgaris subsp. vulgaris (sugar beet), 1263 nucleotides long. RefSeq lists its product as hypothetical. The record is from RefSeq and is a predicted model, not a curated record. Lineage: Eukaryota; Viridiplantae; Streptophyta; Magnoliopsida; Caryophyllales; Amaranthaceae. The coding region runs from base 209 to 760 and encodes 183 amino acids. The transcript has a single exon.